AUGAGCACCAUGUACGAGGGACAUCCAGUUAACAUACAGGUCAAGGAGAAGGCCGCCAGGGCUCGCGUCAGUAUGGAGACUUACUACCACAAUCUGGUGGUUAUGCACAAUGAACGAGAUGGCAGGUUGAAGAGCUUGGAGAAGAAGAUGGACGAACAGAGACUUAACGAGGAUGAGAGAGAAGACCAGAGACGGAGACAGGCCACUAAGGAGACUGACUUUCUCAGACUCAAGCGCUCUCGACUGGGGGUUGAUGAUUUUGAGUCACUUAAAGUUAUUGGAAGGGGUGCUUUUGGAGAGGUUCGUCUUGUACAGAAAAUUGAUACAGGUCACAUAUACGCGAUGAAAAUAAUGCGCAAAGUAGACAUGUUGGAGAAGGAGCAGGUAGCGCACGUGCGUGCUGAGCGCGACGUGCUCGCAGAGGCCGACAACCCAUGGGUGGUGAAAAUGUUUUACUCGUUCCAGGACUCAACAAACCUGUAUCUGAUCAUGGAGUAUUUACCUGGUGGUGACAUGAUGACACUUCUUAUGAAGCGGGACACACUGUCAGAGGAUGAAACUAGAUUCUACAUGGCGGAGUGUGUGCUAGCUAUUGAGUCUAUACACAGACUUGGCUUCAUACACAGAGAUAUUAAACCUGAUAACCUGCUCCUGGACGCUGGUGGACACAUUAAACUAUCUGAUUUCGGGUAA
Molecule: messenger RNA, 693 nt
Organism: Bolinopsis microptera
Lineage: Eukaryota; Metazoa; Ctenophora; Tentaculata; Lobata; Bolinopsidae
Product: serine/threonine-protein kinase 38-like
Exons: 4
Coding region: 1-693 (230 amino acids)
Biological process (GO): intracellular signal transduction; peptidyl-serine phosphorylation
Molecular function (GO): protein serine/threonine kinase activity; ATP binding
Source: RefSeq, a predicted model, not a curated record